Molecule: messenger RNA, 2716 nt
Organism: Leptonychotes weddellii (Weddell seal)
Lineage: Eukaryota; Metazoa; Chordata; Mammalia; Carnivora; Phocidae
Source: RefSeq, a predicted model, not a curated record
AUGCUGACAGAUUUUUCUCUCAUCUCGACAGUCAAGAAGAAAUCUUCCCCUGGCCUCAAACUGAGCAACCUAAUGAAUCUGGGCAGGAAGAAAUCUACCUCGCUGGAGCCUCCGGACCGGUCCCUCGAGACAUCCAGUUACCUGAACGUGCUGGUGAACAGCCAGUGGAAGUCACGCUGGUGCUCCGUCAGGGACAGUCACCUGCAUUUCUACCAGGACCGGAACCGGAACAAGGUCGCCCAGCAGCCCCUCAGCCUGGUGGGCUGUGAGGUGGUCCCAGACCCGAGCCCUGACCACCUGUACUCCUUCCGCAUCCUCCACCGCGGCGAGGAGCUGGCCAAGCUCGAGGCCAAGUCUUCUGAGGAAAUGGGCCACUGGCUAGGCCUCCUGCUCUCUGAGUCAGGCUCCAAGACAGACCCGGAAGAAUUCACCUACGACUACGUGGAUGCCGACAGGGUCUCCUGCAUCGUCAGUGCGGCCAAAACCUCUCUGCUACUGAUGCAGAGAAAGUUCUCGGAGCCGAACACUUACAUUGACGGCCUGCCCAGACAGGACCACCAGGAGAUGCUGUAUGACGACGUGGAGACAUCGGAGCUGACGGCUGUGGUGGAAACUCCCGAGGAAGCUGCCCCUGUGACAGAGGCCCCAGGCGAGUCCCAGCCCGACCGAGUGUACCUGGACCUCACACCUGUCAAGUCCUUUCUGCACAGCUCCGGUGGUGCACAGGCUCGGGCCCAGUCCCCGCCGCCAUCCCACCCGGACCCCCCAGCCGAGACUCUCCCUGCAGACCCGGGCCCUGCCCCAGAUGAGCCCCUGGCAGAGUCUCCAGAGAACCCCGAGUUGCAGAUGCCGCGGCAGGAGAGUCCAGAGCCCCAGGAGCCUUCCCCAAGAACCACAACAGUCAAAGUCCAGACUGAACAGCAGAAAGUCUCCUUCCCGUCGAGCUGCCCCGAUACUGCGGCCGUCGCCCCGGCUGGGGCCAGCCCACCUGUGAAGGACAGGUUGAGGGUGACCACAGCAGAGAUCAAACUUGGCAAGAAUAGGACAGAAGCUGAGGUAAAGCGGUACACAGAGGAGAAAGAGAGGCUGGAGAAGAAGAAGGAAGAAAUCCGGGGGCACCUGGCUCAACUCCGGAAAGAGAAACGGGAGCUCAGAGAGACCGUGUUAAAAUGCACAGACAAGGGAGUCCUGGCCAGCCUGGAGCAGAGGCUGAAGGAAAUCGACGAGGAGUGCAGGGUGGAGGAGAGAAGGCGUGUGGACCUCGAGCUCAACAUCGUGGAGGUGAAGGACAACCUGAAGAAGGCGGAGGCCGGGCCCGUGACGCUGGGCACCACGGUGGACACCACCCACCUGGAGAACGUGAGCCCCCGGCCCAAACCUGCCGCCCCCACCCCUGCGCCAGACUGUACGCCGGUCAACUCCGCAACAGCGCUCAAGAACAGGCCUCUUUCGGUCAUGGUCACGGGCAAAGGCACUGUCCUCCAGAAAGCGAAGGAAUGGGAGAAGAAAGGAACAAGUUAGGAAACAAGCUUCAUCUAAAGACUCUCCUGCCAUCACGGCCCUUGGUGACAAUCCUGCUUCAUUAAAGUCUUCGUUAAAGCAGCAACUCUGUGAAAAGGUGAGUCUGCUCAGAAGCAGAAGGAAGGACUCUGGUACUCUGGGUGGAGAGCGCAGGCAAAGAGGAGGCUCGGUCUGUUUUCAGAGCCAAAGGAAAUAAUAACAACAAAGGGAAGGCUUCUCUGGAGACCUAAUUGCUACUGGAUGGAAACAAGACAUUGCUGUAUUUAGGGGUAUUCUGUGUUUCUUCUUUGAAGUUUUCAUCAACUGCUUUAUCAAGCUUUUUAAGUAGUGAAAAGCAUCUGAUGGUGGGACUUUGGUGGAAAAGAAAUCAAGGUAGCAGGACCCUGUUCUUCUGGUCGUGUGGCUUUGGUGAGCAAGGAGACCUCAACUCCUGACUGUCAUCUCUCACCCACGUGUCGACUUCCCUCUAACAUUAGCAGGUCCGAAUCAGUCUUCCGUGGUUUCCACCUGUGUGAAGCCAUCAUGACAUGCUUUUUGAGAAACAGGUAACAGGGGAGAAUAUUUGGGACCAAGCUGAGGUGCUGUCCCCACUAAGUUAAGGACUUCUUUUCAGCCUAAAGCAGGCUUGAAUCCAUUGCUUUUAAAAAUUUUAAAUGAUGCUGUAUUAUAUAGAAAAAAAAUGUUUAAAAUCCUGUAAUUUAGAACAGCGAAAAGUGUCUCUUUCAGAUUUAAAAGUAUCUUUUUGAGGUCCGACUUUUUACAUUACCGUAGGAGGAAAGAUAUACCCAGCGUUUACAGAUGCAGUCCUGUGGCCAGGCCAUUUUUAGGGGAAAAGUUCAAGUUCUGCUUAAUGUCCAGGCCCCUUCCAAGAAAAACAUGGUGAAUUCUGGUUCGGGUUGAUGCUGUCCUCCUCCUAAAAUUGGCAGUGCUGUUCUUUGUGUCCUCUCUUCUGAUACAGUGUUUUGUUUUUUUUUAAUACCGAUUGAAACAUUUCAUCUGUCGUUCCUGCCUCGUUUCUGGGGAUUGUCAAUCAAUCAGCAUUCUCUAACACUGGUUCCUGAGAACUAAAGGUCUUUUGAUUUCUGUUGUCUUCCUAAUCCCAGGGCAUUUAUUUCCUUUGUCAUAUACACUUGGUGUCCUUUAUCAAGUGAAUUAGACUUUUUUUUUUUUUUUUUUAAAUAAAACGUUACUUGUA